Molecule: messenger RNA, 870 nt
Organism: Suillus fuscotomentosus
Lineage: Eukaryota; Fungi; Basidiomycota; Agaricomycetes; Boletales; Suillaceae
Exons: 5
Coding region: 1-870 (289 amino acids)
Source: RefSeq, a predicted model, not a curated record
AUGCUCAAAGAAGACAUUAUUCUAGCAGAGACAAAUGAGAACAACACAGACAGGGACAGAAACGACGAUAAUGACUCACCAGGAAGUCCCAGACAGCCACUCACAAAGUCCCAGAAGAUCUAUGGAGAUGUUGAGGCUGCGAAGAAGACCCUGUUGGAAAGGAGGGAUGAGGAGCGGGAAUGGGAAUGGGAUCAGAACAGCAAUGAUGAUCACAAUGUUGGAGUUGUUGGAGAGAAACAGCGAAAGGGCAAGGACCAUGCGCAAAGUGACGAUGAAGGCGCAAGGCAACCUGAUAUUCUCCAUUUUUCCUCUCAACCACCACUAAGUGGCCUUCACCAAAACUGGCACCAAGUAGUGGCCAAGGAAGUUCCUAACGCCUCUCGCAGACAUACUAGUAGCACUGCGCCAAGUCCUCCAACAGCCAAGGCAGGAAGUGUAGUGCCUCGCAAUACCAUUCAUCCAGGUAGCUUCGAGUUCGAGGACAACACUGAUCCUGGAGAUGAUCUGAACGAGUGCAUGAAGAUGCAGAUACCUGUACUUGAAGGAGACGAUGACCCGCUGUUGGCUCCCUUGUCCAUCAACAUAAUCAAGAAUCCUCCUUCCAAGACCACUAACUGGUCUGCCUCCAUCCCUCCAACAGCAACUCGUGCGCUCAACAAGUCUCAACACUUGGGUCCCCUUCCUCCAGUCCCACAUGAAAAUAUGACGCAUGCCGAGCAAGAGGUCAAGCAAGAGGGCAAGCAAGAGGGCAAUGAGGAGGUUGUGAAACCCUAUAGACACUACAUGCGCAAGAUGAAAGUUGUUGGGCACCAACUCAAACGUCCUCCACCCGAAAUCCAGGGCUCACAAACCAACUCCAACCUGGAUUGA